AUGACUGUCUAUUCACCAAUUGCCGCUACGUAUGGUGCUCGUUUCGAACAACUUUUGGAAACUGAUAGUGACUAUUCAAAAUAUCACGGUAAAUUGAACAGGAAACUUCAAAAUUUAAGACACCGUUGUAAGUUGAUAACAAAGGAUACAAAGAAGUAUUCAAGCAAGGAAAAGUACUCCAAGAUUACUCCGGAUGACUACGACAAGAAAAACAAACUUUUUGGUGCAUUGGUACUAUUACACGCUGAAAGAGAUUUGGUAUAUACUGAAAUCUUCAAAAUUAGAGGACGUCAAAGAGGCAAAUUAAAGGAUGCUGAGAAAAAAUUGCUAGCUACUAGAUUGAAGAAGGCACUCAAAACUUCCGAAAAUCUUACUUCCUUGACAAAAAAUGAGUCUCAAUGGAUAACCCGUUUACAGUACCUAAUUUAUUCCAAAUUCGUCCGCGUUGAAUAUUUAAUGUAUGGAAAGCAAGCUAAACGUAAGGACAGUGAUACUAUUGUUUCAGAUUUGGCAUUAGCGUUUGCUGCCUUGGACUUUUUGGCGGGAAGGAAAUUUUUAGAACGCGAUCUUGUGGAAUAUUUACGUUCCAAAUACGAACCUACCCUAUCUCACCACACCGAAAAUCGUCUAAGUUCUAGAGAUUUUACAAAUUUCAUCCAACAAUAUGUACAAUCCUCAAGUGAUGACGAAAUCUCCAAAAUUCUAUUCGCUAAUGGUUUUAGUCCUUUCAUAAUGCCCGUUAACAGUUCUAGAUCAAAGGUUCGCAUCCAAUGGCGAGCAUUCAACUGCCAAAUUAAAGACUCUCAUGUUGCCCAACUUCUUGCUGAUGCAAAAUAUAUUCCUCUCUUUAUGAUAUCAAAUGCUAGCAAUAGGUUAAUGAAGUAUGAAGAAGCCCUAUCGGCACAACAGUACCAUAUCUCCCAAAGUCAAUAUGAUGAAGAAGAAGGAGAAGAUGCAGAAAAAAGCCAAGAAAACGAUCAAAUCCUACUGUUCUAUAUCAAAUAUAUGAUCCUAGUCGCUUCAAUUCGUCGUGAUGACCUCUUAUUCAAGAAACUGUGGAGAGAUUGGUCCCUAAUAGGAACAUCAAUGUAUGAAAAACUUACCAAAUACAAGGAAAUUACGCGUAUUGUCAACAACUUACAAAAUUAUCUCAGGGAAAUCGUAGAAUUACCAGGUGUCUACGCUGACGAUGAACUUGUGUUAUAUUUCGAACUAUCAGCACUUUAUUACCAACUUCAUUCGAUUGCAGGAUGCCUAGCUGAAUUAUACCAAACAAAAGGUAGAUAUAUGGAAGCCUUAGCAUUAUACGUUGAUUCAUACAAAAAAUUGGAGGAAAAAUUACAAAAUUGCCCAGAUUUAAAUAAAGCCUCAUUGGCAAUUGGACUAAUAACGAAUGAAAAACUCAAAAAAUUGCAAUCUCUAAUCAGAAACAAUUGGAAAAACGUAGUUGCUUUGGCAGAAUAUGAAGGAACUUCCAAUAAUCAAGAGACUAGAAAUACGGUAGUUGAAAAUAUUGAUCAGCAUCGUAUAUCUCCUUUGAUGAUCAAGUUGGACAACCUAUUUCCUUUGAGACCAACAUUAAAACCAAUUGGCGCGAAACCUACGUUAUUUGACUUGGCUUUUAACUACGUGGAUUAUCCUUCAGAGAAAAUAUCCAGAGAGACGUCACCAAUUGAAACGACCCCUACAGAAGAAAUGAAAACAAGUGAAGAAUCUACAAAGAGACGUGGAUUUUUGGGCUUAUUCGGUCGCUAG
Kazachstania africana CBS 2517 is the source of this 1755-nucleotide messenger RNA. RefSeq names its product signal recognition particle subunit SRP68 (gene SRP68). Gene Ontology annotation, molecular function: 7S RNA binding; signal recognition particle binding; endoplasmic reticulum signal sequence receptor activity. The transcript has a single exon. Gene Ontology annotation, cellular component: signal recognition particle, endoplasmic reticulum targeting. Gene Ontology annotation, biological process: SRP-dependent cotranslational protein targeting to membrane. The record is from RefSeq and is a predicted model, not a curated record. Bases 1 to 1755 code for a protein of 584 amino acids. NCBI's taxonomy places the organism in Eukaryota, Fungi, Ascomycota, Saccharomycetes, Saccharomycetales, Saccharomycetaceae.